Messenger RNA from Paramecium tetraurelia, 408 nucleotides. RefSeq lists its product as uncharacterized. Lineage: Eukaryota; Ciliophora; Oligohymenophorea; Peniculida; Parameciidae. The record is from RefSeq and is a predicted model, not a curated record. The transcript is spliced from 2 exons.
AUGAAGAAAGAUGAAUCAAAUGAGUAGGACUAGAUUCCGCUUAAUAUUGAAAAACGAUCCUCUUCCUAACCGAUUGGCAUUAUCAAAAUUGAAAAUGAGAAGGUUUGGCUCUCUUUCAAAAAAAUCCAUCAUUACAAACCAGAUUCUGCCAUACUACCUUAUCAAAUCGUCAAAUAAAAUUACCCAGAUUUAGUUGCAGAGAGAUUACUGUAUGAAAAAUUGCAAUUUGUUGGGUUCACCUAAAACACAGAAAAUUAAGAAUAAGCAUGCAUUUUCGAUUUUAAUGGUAAGGAGUGUUUGGUUAAAUGGCUUCCAUCUUAACUAUUUUCUUGGAUACCAGUUGCACAAGCAGAUCCAUUAAAUCUACUUGAUUUUUUUGAAACAUAAAAGAUUUAUAAAGUAUAUUGA